This is a messenger RNA of Telopea speciosissima, 1252 nucleotides long. RefSeq lists its product as uncharacterized. Gene Ontology annotation, molecular function: oxidoreductase activity, acting on paired donors, with incorporation or reduction of molecular oxygen; iron ion binding; L-ascorbic acid binding. Bases 38 to 1243 code for a protein of 401 amino acids. The record is from RefSeq and is a predicted model, not a curated record. Gene Ontology annotation, biological process: collagen metabolic process. Lineage: Eukaryota; Viridiplantae; Streptophyta; Magnoliopsida; Proteales; Proteaceae. The transcript is spliced from 9 exons.
UUUGGAGGAGCGCAUUGUUUCUGUUUUUUAGUGAAGGAUGGCCGCCGACGCUGAACAUCCUCGCCUUAUUCUCCAUAAUUUCCUCUCUCUCGACCUUUGCAGGGAGCUGGGGUUCAUACACAAGAGCUGCUGCACCGUCGGCUACAGACCAAACGUCUUCUCCACCACACUCUCUCAUCUCAUCGCUACUAACUCUGCUCACCUCAUCCUCCCUUUCAUCUCUAUCAGAGAGAGUCUGAAAGAGAAGGCAGAGGAAUUCUUUGGCUGCGAAUACCAGCUCUUUAUUGAGUUCACUGGUUUGAUCAGCUGGAGCAAAGGGGCAAGCAUUGGAUGGCAUAGUGAUGAUAAUAGGCCUUAUCUCAAACAACGUGACUUUGCGGCAGUCUGCUAUUUGAAUAGUCAUGGGGAGGAUUUCAAUGGUGGACUAUUCUGCUUCCAGGAUGGGGAACCUACGACUGUUGUUCCUGUUUCUGGAGAUGUUAUUAUGUACACAGCUGACAGUCGGAAUAUUCAUUCUGUUGAUGAGAUAAUAGAUGGUGAAAGACUGACUUUAACAUUAUGGUUCAGCCGUGACAGUUCACAUGAUGAGGAUGGCAAACUUAUUUCUCUUCUCUCUCAGAUUCUCUUCAAUAGUUCUAUUGACGAGCCUAUUUCACACCUGCCUUUACCAGCACCCAAUAACAUGUACUGGUUUUCUCCAGAUCAAGGUUCUCUGUACCAAUCUGGAUUUGAUAUACGCUGGGCAAGAGCACAUGUUCUUGGAUAUACUUUUUAUUCUUUUGAUGAUCAACUAUUAGAUUCAUCACAUAAUCUUUCAGAGGGGCUAAUGAGUCCAUUACGAUUAGCUACGGAAGAUGAGUUAUUUUACAAGGAAUUUCUCAACAGUUUGCAUGCCCUGCAGGUCUUGCAGUUUUGCUUUUGGAAAGCCUUUGAGUUGCGAGAAACUGAAGUUGGAAGAGCAAUCAGCAAUGUGGUGCCAUUAUCCCAAUCACUACAAGAGAAAAGCAGUGGCCGGAAGCUUACGAUGGGUGAUCAUCAACUUGCAGAGAUGGUUUUCCACUGUAUCUCUAAUCAUGAUGAUAGCAAACCUGCCUUUGGUUGGGCUGACUUACAUGCCGCUGUUGUUGCAUGGGGAGAUUAUACCUGUAAGUUAAGGAAGGAACUGUUAAUCAGAUUUCCAUACUGGAGAACCUAUCAUUCUAUAUUCUUUGUUCCCCUGGUUGACCUUGAGAAAGAAGCUUAAUAUAUAAAU